Molecule: messenger RNA, 207 nt
Organism: Purpureocillium lilacinum
Lineage: Eukaryota; Fungi; Ascomycota; Sordariomycetes; Hypocreales; Ophiocordycipitaceae
Product: translation machinery-associated protein 7
Source: RefSeq, a predicted model, not a curated record
AUGGGUGGCGCCAACAGAGAAGGCGGCAAGGCCAAGCCGUUGAAGGCGGCCAAGAAGGCCAACAAGGAGCUCGACGAGGACGACAUGGCCUAUCUCGAGAAGAAGCGCGCCGAGGAAAAGGCACGCAAGGAAAUGGCGGCCAAGGCUGGCGGCAAGGGCCCCCUCAACACCGGCGCCCAGGGCAUCAAGAAGAGCGGCAAGAAAUAA